CUUGCCUCCACACUUCAGAGAAAUGUUAUUUGACAACGCUUGUACUGGUGAUAGCCGGGUCAGCCCAGCUGCUGCUGUCGUACUUGGGAAAAUCCGAUGGGGGCUGAUGCUGAUGUUGUCUGUUUUUAUCUAUGGCUCCCAUGCACCACUCCUGACUCUCAGUAAAGAAAAUGGCCAGAUCCCAUUCAGUGCCUCCUCUGUGGUGGUUUUGAUUGAGUUAACCAAGUUGAUGCUCUCACUAGUCUUCCUGAUGAUCUGGGGCUGCGGACAACAAAAGCUAUCUGUGUCAUGGCAUCAUGCUGCUCCCUUUGCUCUUUCGGCAUUGCUCUAUGCAGCCAACAACAACUUAGUAGUUCAUUUGCAGCUGUUCAUGGAUCCUAGUACCUUCCAAGUGCUCAGCAACUUGAAAAUUGGAAGCACCGCCCUCCUAUUCAGCAUGUUCUUGCACCAAAGACUGACUGCCCGCAAGUGGCUAGCUCUUUUCUUGUUGAUUGCUGCUGGAGCCUUUUAUACAUAUGGAGGCCUGCAGGACCCACAGCACAUGCCUGCUUCUGACAUGCAGUUGCACAUCACCCCCAUUGGCUUAGUGCUGAUCUUUCUAUAUUGCCUGAUCUCUGGCCUUUCAGCAGUCUACACUGAAGUUGUCUUGAAGACCCAGGAUCUGCCUCUUAACCUCCAAAAUGCAUUUCUCUACUUUUUUGGUGUUUUGCUGAACAUAAUCAUCCAUCUGUCAAGCAGCUCAGGGGCUGGGUUCCUGGAGGGUUUCUCAUUUUGGGUUCUGUUAAUUAUUGUGAGUCAAGCCUUGAAUGGCUUGAUAAUGUCUGUGGUCAUGAAGCACAGUAGUAACAUCACUAGACUCUUUGUGAUCUCCUCCUCUAUUAUGGUUAAUGCUUUGCUCUCUGUCCUCCUAUUUGGUCUUCAUCUAACCACCUUUUUUUUCCUUUCUGUUUUGCUGAUUAGCUUCGCUGUUUACUUUUAUUAUGGAAUCAAAUAGCUUCCUUGCCUCUGUAUCUUUAGAUAAAUCAUUUAUAUGGAAAGAAUUUGCUGCUUAUAGAUUUUACCUUGAAAAGAGUAUAAUAGAAUGCACAAGUACUUUACACCUCCCUUGUGAAUGGCUUAAUAGCUAUUGUUUCAUACUUCUCCCUGGGCUCAGAAAAAGUAUUUGUUUGGCUGAGCUGCAGCUUAAACCUAGUAUGCUAGAUCAUUAGCCAGCAAGCAUAGUUUGAGGAAGCAAAUUGUUAUCUAAAAGCCCACUUUCCUGUCAUUUUGAAUAGGCAUUGGUGGAAAAGAGAAGAGUUGUAUGUAUUCUGUAUAUAGCUGGUUUCAUCCCACAAGAGGUUAAAAAUUAUGCUUCCUUUUUUUGGUUACAGCUCAGUAGGAUCUGCCACUCCUGGUAUCAAACAGGAAACUGGACUCCAAUAUAUCACUCCUCUACUCCUCCCCACUGUAUUGUCUACCUAGUGUCUAGAUUCAUGAGUCCUCAAAAGGAAAGAAUGAAUUAUUAUUUCUUAUUGAGCAAAAGCAGUCUCCCAGGCUCCCAUUUCUACACUUGUGGAAAGGGAAGCUCAGUAUCUUUCUUUUCUUUUUUAACUAACACUUUCAUUGUUACUAAUCUAGAAGAGUGUAGUAUGAACAGCUAUUUAUUCUGCACAGGGAAGUGUUUUGCUUUUGAUGUUCUUGGCAGAGGUUCUGCUUCAACCCAGUGAUUACAAAUGACAAGUGCCUUUUGCAAGUUAAUGCCCUUCUGUGUUUGUCUGCUCCUGAAAGAGUCCAUUGCUACCAGAUAGUUUGUGAUGAGUUGUGAAUGUUUUGUAAAAACCCUCCAAAAUAAAUGGAGCACAGUUUCCUGUUACAUUUCUCUGGACGUUUUCCAAACAGGACUCAUUUCUCCCUUUCAGUAUUGAAACUGAAUGUGUAGACCUGCCUCAAUAUACAGCCAGAGGUUCCAGCCAUGUAAACACACAUGCUUAGCUUUUCCAGGUGAU
Messenger RNA from Podarcis muralis (Common wall lizard), 1985 nucleotides. RefSeq names its product solute carrier family 35 member A4 (gene SLC35A4). Lineage: Eukaryota; Metazoa; Chordata; Lepidosauria; Squamata; Lacertidae. Gene Ontology annotation, molecular function: pyrimidine nucleotide-sugar transmembrane transporter activity. Gene Ontology annotation, biological process: pyrimidine nucleotide-sugar transmembrane transport. Gene Ontology annotation, cellular component: Golgi membrane. The record is from RefSeq and is a predicted model, not a curated record.